Molecule: messenger RNA, 1845 nt
Organism: Postia placenta MAD-698-R-SB12
Lineage: Eukaryota; Fungi; Basidiomycota; Agaricomycetes; Polyporales; Adustoporiaceae
Exons: 16
Coding region: 1-1845 (614 amino acids)
Molecular function (GO): oxidoreductase activity, acting on CH-OH group of donors; flavin adenine dinucleotide binding
Source: RefSeq, a predicted model, not a curated record
AUGGGCAUCAGCGCCUCUACGACGAUACACUCUGACCCUCAUGCCUAUGCAACUCCUGUCUCUGGUGAUGGAGGUGUCGACGAUGUGUGCAGAGCCUACGAUUAUGUCAUUGUCGGUGGAGGAACCGCUGGCUGUGUGCUUGCAUCGAGACUAUCAGAGGACACCACCGUCACAGUACUUCUAGUAGAGGCAGGGUUUUUCCAAAGCCGUAUACCCCUCCUAUUUACCGCGUCGCUGGGAGGCGAAUACGAUUGGGAUUUCGAAACCACACCGCAGGAAAAGCUCGGUGGUCGCCAAAUCUCAUGGCCUAGAGGCAAAGUGCUUGGCGGCUCAAGCACAGUAAACGCUGUGAUGUAUCAUCGCUGUGCUCCAGAAGGUCAGCUGCGGGACUGCUUCCAGUGCUAUUCCCUUCUCACUGCAGCCAAACAAGGUGCUCUAGGCUGGGGAUAUGACACGAUGAAAAGCUAUUUCCGUAGAGCAGAGAAGUUCCUCCCGGAACCGGGCUCAAAGACCGAUGCACUACUGCACGGGGAUUCUGGACUGAUGAAGACAAGAGAUGUAACCUUAGCGCCUCUCUGUGAUGCAUUCGUACAAGCCUGCGAGACUGCGGGCAUCCCGCGUCUAGACGACUUCAAUACGGACAAGGGCACGUUGGGGGCCGGAGCCUUUGGCGCUUUUAUAGACGAGAAAGGCCAACGGAGCUCUGCGGCCACCGCCUACCUUAACCCUGAGGUACUGCGGAGACCGAAUCUCACGGUUGCCGUGUCAGCCACCACGGAGCACAUCUUGUUCACGACGGAACCAGAUGACAUGCCCAGAGCCACGGGGAUACAGCUCUCAGCCAGCAAGGAUGCUCCAAAAUUUCAAGUGCAUGCUCGGAAAGAAGUGCUCUUGACUGCUGGAACGAUCGGUUCUGCUCAUCUGCUCAUGGCGUCUGGCAUCGGGCCCGCUGCGCAUCUGGCAGGGAAGAAUAUAAACGUAGUGAAAGACAGCCCUGCCGUGGGUAAAAACCUAUACGAUCAUUUCUCCCCCGGAGUGAUGAUUGUGAAGGCGAAGCCAGGGCUCACUUGGGACUACCUGUACCGUCCUAUACCUACCACCCUAGCGCUCAUACAAUGGCUGGCUUUUGGUACCGGGGUACUGGCAACAAUUGCCGGACAGGCAGGUGCAUUUGUGCGCUCGGACGAUGAACAUAUUUCUUGGGGGUCCGAGAGUCGCCCCAAAUUGCCAUACGUCACCCAUUCGUCGGGAGUCGGCGCCCCGGACGUUGAGAUCACGUUCGCCCCUAUGUCGGUCAUCAACAGGGGUAGGGAAGCUCCCCCGCGUGAAACGUAUGGAGUCACAGUGGGCCCGAUCCUGCUCAAGCCCGAAAGCUCCGGAACCGUCGAACUACAGUCUAGUGACAUCUGGGACAAGCCCAUCAUUGAUCCUAACUAUUUGGCGACCGAGAGCGACAUGAACCUCGCCCUGGAAUCGAUGCGACUGUGCCUACGCCUGGUGCGACAAGCCCCCGUGGCAUCCCAGCUGGAGCUUUCAGGCGCCCCGGAAAACGUGAAAUUUGACGCCUUCUGGCCAACAUGGGCUGACCCUGACAAUGUGUCUGAUGACGAUUUGAAGGCGUGGAUGGCAAUACAUGGCACCACAGCAUGGCACCCAACGUCCACGGUGAAGAUGGGGCUCGAUCCCCUCACUAGCGCUGUGGAUCCUGAACUUCGCGUGUACGGAGUUCGAGGCUUGCGUGUGAUUGAUGCCUCUGUGUUCCCCGACCAGCUAUCGGGACAUACGUGUGCAGUGGUCGUCGCGUUUGCAGAAAGGGCUUCGGAUAUUAUUAGAGAGACUGCAUGA